Pyrgilauda ruficollis (rufous-necked snowfinch) is the source of this 1662-nucleotide messenger RNA. RefSeq lists its product as uncharacterized. Bases 106 to 1299 code for a protein of 397 amino acids. NCBI's taxonomy places the organism in Eukaryota, Metazoa, Chordata, Aves, Passeriformes, Passeridae. Gene Ontology annotation, molecular function: protein binding. The record is from RefSeq and is a predicted model, not a curated record. The transcript has 9 exons.
AGUUACACAGAGAAUGAAGAAGUGACUCUGAGCUGCAACAGUGGUUUCCAGCCGUCCUUCACCCAUGUCAAAUGUGCAAACAGGGUUCAGCCAUUGAAUUAUUCCAUGUCCCUAAAGGAAAAUGUGUGGCUGGGAAGAAACAGCAGUGGUGUGUGGAUUCCGGUUCAGGAGAACAUAGUGUGCAUUGAGAAAUGCCAGAAGCCCCAGUGGGACUCCAGGUUUAUCUUUAACCAAGAAAAAGAGACCUUCAACCCAAAUCAAGUGGUGAAGAUACGGUGUCCUGAGGGGUACUGGCCUCCACUCAUGGAGAUCAAAUGUGUAGCACUGAAGCCACGGGAAGGUUCCAUGAUUCCUCGUAGUGGCUGGAAAGUGAGGAGUGGCACAGACAUCUGGCACCUUAUGGAAGAGACCUUGACCUGUGUGGAUGUCCGCCAGGUUUUCAAUGGGACCCAGAAGGUUUCCAGCACCAGCAUCAAACUGAACUGGAUCUGCAGGUUCCCUCCUAUGUGCCACCGUAUUCGGGCCAGGUGCCGGAUGGAGUUCCAUUCCUCCUCAGACUGUGAGGCUGAGGACGUGAAGGUAGAGGAGAUACUACAAGGCCACAAGGGAACAUUCACCUGCUCCCCUCUGCAGCCCUUCACAGUCUACAGUGUCAUCAUCUCCCUGCUGCCUAACACAAUCCUGUACACAGACCUCAUCAUGACAAAGGAAAUGGUGCCAGACAAGCCAGAGAAUCUGAGGAUGGAUUCCAAAACGGGGACCCUCAGGUGGGAGGCGCUGCCCUCCUGCAAAGGGGAGAUCACUGGAUACCAGCUGAACAUCACCACCUUGAGAGUACAGGACGGCAGCUUCCUUGAAUUCAGGCAGGUGUUGGUGAACCAGUCUGUCUCUGCAUAUGCACCACCUCAUCAGACAGCUGGCAGCAAAUACCUGGUGACAGUGCAGGGCCUGACGGCAGCUGGGGCUGGGGCUGCAUCACAACUGGAAUUUGAAGCCUACGUCCGGGUUUCAGGGCAGCCUCCGGGCCCUUGGCCUGGGUCAGCAGUCACUGUAGUGGUGGUGGUGGUGCUGUUGAUCCCCUUGUCUGCUGGGAUCAUCUGGUUCAUGCUGUUCAGAAAAAAGAAGGCCUUGCCCAGAAAUGCUGAGGAGGAUCAGUACACAGAUCUCCAGCCCUAUGAGAAUGUACACGGGGAUAAUUACUGCGUGAUCGAGAAUUUUCUUGAGAAGGAUGCAGGUAAGUGUGGCCAGGAUGGAGAGCCAUUUCCCCACUCCCUGCUUGUUCAUGAGACUCAGCAGUGAGGAAGAAGAGCAGCUGGAGUGGACAUCUGAGGCACUUCCCUUCUCGAGGCUUGGUCCUCCACCACCAGAAGCAUGACAAUGAGUUAUCCCAUGAGUUAUUGCUUCCCCCCAAAACUGUCUUCUUCAUCAAGCUCCAGAAUCCUCUGCCACAGCUUUAGGCAUGGGACAACCUCCUCGUGACAGCAAGGAUAUGUCCUGGUAGUUUUCCAGUGCUCUGGCAUAGCCAUCUCACCAGCAUCUUGGUGCCUGCAAAUGUUCCCUGAGAUUGGAGGAGCUCACAACUCCUCUUUCCAGGCUGUGUUCUUGUAUCCAUCUAUACCCUGUCCUCUGCUUGAGGACUCUGCUUUGGCCUAGCUGUGCUGC